AGAGACUCAGAACCGAGGCGAUGGAUGUUCUGAUGCCCACGAUGCUGGACGACGACCCGCACCUCCUGGCCGAGCCGGCGGUGCAGAUCUUCGAGCAGCCCAAGCAGCGCGGGAUGCGCUUCAGGUACAAGUGUGAGGGCCGAUCUGCCGGCAGCAUCCCGGGAGAGAAGAGCUCCGACAACAACAGGACGUAUCCCAGCCUGCAGAUCCUGAACUACUGCGGGAAGGGGAAGGUGCGCGUUUACCUGGUGACCAAGAACGAGCCGUACCGGCCUCAUCCCCACGACCUGGUGGGGAAGGACUGCAAGGACGGGUUCUACGAGGCCGAGUUCGGGCCGGACCGCCGGGUCAUCGCUUUCCAGAACCUGGGCAUCCAGUGCGUGAGGAGGAGGGAGGUGAAAGACGCCAUCGUUCAGAGGAUAAACAGAGGGAUCAACCCCUUCAACGUGCCCCGGGAGCAGCUGCUGCAGACGGAGGAGUACGACCUGAACGUGGUCCGGCUCUGCAUCCAAGUCUUCCUGCAGGACGAGAGCGGCCACUACAGCCGAGGCCUGAACCCCAUCGUCACCAACCCCAUCUACGACAACCGAGCCCCGAACACGGCCGAGCUGAGGAUCUGCCGGGUCAACAGGAACAGCGGAGCCGUUAAAGGCGGAGAUGAGAUCUUCCUGCUCUGCGACAAAGUCCAGAAAGACGACAUUGAGGUGCGUUUCUUCUCGUCCGACGGCUGGGAGGCCCGCGGCUCCUUCUCGCAGGCGGACGUCCACCGCCAGGUGGCCAUCGUCUUCAAGACGCCGCCGUACUACAACGCCUCGGUGGCCGAGUCCGUCACCGUCAGCAUGCAGCUGCGCCGGCCGUCCGACCAGGAGGUCAGCGAAGCCAUGGACUUCCGGUACCUGCCCGACGACAAAGAUCCAUACGGCUACAACGAGAAGAAGCGCAAGUACCUGAUGAAGAUGUCGGGACUGGCAGGGGGUCAGUUCUCCGGUCUGGGGAUGAGCCGGCCCAAGGCCGUGCCGCAGAGCAGCCUCACGCACAUGCACCGCAAAGACCCGGCUAACCUGUACCUGAGGCAGCAGGUCCAGCAGGCGUCUGCGAUGGCGGCGCCGGUGGCGCCGAUGUUCGGCCAGACCUACCAGCCGGGUCACCAGCCGGGUCACCAGCCGGGUCACCAGGGGGUCAUGAUGACAUCACAGGCCCAGAACCUCCCAAUGGGCGGGUCGUGGGUGAACCCCAACCCGGCGCUGUCCAUGGACACGGUCACCAUGGGGGGCCCGCUGGGGGGCCCGCUGGGGGGCCCCAUGGGGGGCCGCCUGGGCGGCGCCAGGCCGGCCCACGGGCCCGGAUACCCCCGGCGGGCCGAGCAGCAGCACCACCCCGACAGCAACCCGCUGCCCCAGCUGUCCAUCCGGGACCUGCAGUGCCUGGACCCGGCCCCCGGGGGGGCCCUGCUGGGCCCCGCCGAGCCCCAGAACCUCCACAACCUCCACAACCUCCACAACCAGGCCCUGUUCCACCAGCGGGACGAGCUGGGCCCCGAGCCGCCGGCCCAGAACCGGAACCAGGGCAUGCAGGCCAUGUGGUCCAGCUUCAGCAGCCAGAACAACUUCAACGGGUCGGUGCCGGCGGGGCCGGCGGGCCCGGCCAGCGGCGGCUCCUUCCCCUUCCUGGAGGGCAUGGAGGAGGACGACUUCCUGAAGAGCCUGGUCGGGGCGGCGGCCCAGCCGGGCUUCACGCUCAAGCAGGAGCCCCAGGUCCAACCGGAGAGCCAGGGCAACACCUACACCAACUUGCUGCCCCGGCCCAUGAGCAACGGCACCAAACCCGGCACCGUCUCCCUGCAGAACACCUUCCCCAACAACGGCCUCGGCCCCGACGGACACUUCCAAACGCUGGCCGACUGGGUCAAAGCCUCCCGGCAGAACGACUAAAAAAAGGGAUUUUUCUUUGUUUUUUGGUGUCGAGAUGUUUUUACCGGAGGCAGCUUUGGAUCACGGCGGCGUCGCUCGGCCCGCCGGGACAGAACCUUGACUUUGGUGGGGGGAAACGGGCCGAAGCCGCCGCCGGUUCCGGCUGGAUCCCGUAACCAGACCAGGCGGUGCCGGUCACGACUGUAUCUGUAACAUCCGUCUGGUCUCAUUCGGGCCCGGCAAGCGUUUGCUUUUCUGUUUUUUUUGCUUUGUUGCGAAUGUUUUAAGAGGUACUUACAUCCGGUUGGUGGUUUGGAAGGUACUCGAUGGACCGAGCUCAGAUACUGGGCUGCUUCUGCAGAACCCAAACCUUCAGGCCCGAUCCAACCCCCAGCGAGAGUUACUGUAAAUAUUUGAGGAAGUGAAUGUACUGUUUUCUUUUCUCGUUGUACUGAUGUCUCUCUUCAUGUACGGAAGAGUAUUAGGGCCAUGCAGGAGAACAAAUAUUUGAGAGGGGAAGUUUUUUUUUAUUGUGCA
This is a messenger RNA of Cololabis saira (Pacific saury), 2447 nucleotides long. It is a transcript of the gene rel, whose product is annotated as v-rel avian reticuloendotheliosis viral oncogene homolog. Gene Ontology annotation, molecular function: DNA-binding transcription factor activity, RNA polymerase II-specific; RNA polymerase II cis-regulatory region sequence-specific DNA binding. NCBI's taxonomy places the organism in Eukaryota, Metazoa, Chordata, Actinopteri, Beloniformes, Belonidae. Gene Ontology annotation, cellular component: cytoplasm. The record is from RefSeq and is a predicted model, not a curated record. Bases 21 to 1931 code for a protein of 636 amino acids. Gene Ontology annotation, biological process: inflammatory response; cellular response to stress; regulation of transcription by RNA polymerase II. The transcript is spliced from 11 exons.